Messenger RNA from Penicillium alfredii, 1482 nucleotides. RefSeq names its product pepsin-like aspartic protease. The record is from RefSeq and is a predicted model, not a curated record. Gene Ontology annotation, molecular function: aspartic-type endopeptidase activity. The transcript has a single exon. NCBI's taxonomy places the organism in Eukaryota, Fungi, Ascomycota, Eurotiomycetes, Eurotiales, Aspergillaceae. Bases 1 to 1482 code for a protein of 493 amino acids. Gene Ontology annotation, biological process: proteolysis.
AUGCGUCUCUCGCCAUGUCUGGUUGUCAUUGCGGCCCUCUCGUCAAGCGUGCAAGCUUUCUACCCAUAUGAACUCAAGGCAAAAUCACCGGUGUCCCGUUCGACAUGGGAGACUGUGCAACGCCGCUUCUUGCCAUGGACUCUUUCACCCACCAAAUCCGACACCCACGCCGAUACCAAACCCACGACACUUGAUAUCAAGAAACUCCCCGUUCGACGCGGCAAUAACUACGACAGAAUCAAAGCCGAUACCCCAAAGUUUCCACAGAGUGCACCACUUGACCAGGAUGGUCUGGACUACUCCUACUUCGUUGCAAUGGAGGUCGGCUCGCAGAAGCAGGAGAUGUGGUUGGCGGUCGACACCGGAUCACCCAGCACCUGGGUCUUUGAUGCUGCGUGCACGGCAGAUGUGUGCACGAGUCACCACACAUUCAGUUCGUCCGCUUCAAGCAGCUUCUCUUCCAAUGGCUCCUCCUUCAGCCUCGGCUAUAGCAGCGGCACUGUGCGCGGGGGUCUGGGAAAAGAUACCAUGUCAGUUGCGGGCUUGGAUGUGGACCUGCCAUUUGGACAAGUCACGAAAGCUACCAAUGACUUUUCGUCAUAUCCCAUUGACGGCAUCCUGGGUCUCGGACGCUCAUACACUGGGGGAUGGAAGCGGUCCUCAUUUAUGGAUGUUGUCGCCGAGAAGAAACUACUCAAGUCGAACCUGAUUGGGUUCAGUCUCUCGCGGGCCUCGAAUGAUCCCAAGAGUGGGGAGGUUAACUUCGGCAAGGUCGACACAUCCAAGUUCGAUGGGGAUAUCUCCUACACCUCCACGAACGCCGAUAGUUGGACCAUCCCUCUGGACGAUGCGUAUGUCAAUGGCCAGAGCUGCAACUUUUCCAAACGAUCCACCACCAUCGAUACGGGGACCACCUACAUUUUUCUUCCUCCGGCGGAUGCCAAAACUCUCUUCUCUUUUAUCCCCGGCUCCUCGAUGUCAGAGGAUGAGAACUACGUCGUCCCGUGCAACUCGACCGCUGCACUGGAGUUCUCGUUUUCGGGGAUCAAGUACUCGAUCUUGCCGGAAGAUUACAUCGGAGAGAAAACCGACUCUGGCUGUCUUUCUACCAUCGUGGGUCAUCAAUCUGGCGCAACCAACACCUGGCUUGUUGGUGAUGUCUUUCUGAAAAACGUGUACUCGGUGUUUGACUUUGACAACGCCAAAAUCGGCUUUGGGAAACGCGCCCACUCGUCCUCUGGAAACGGGACAUCUGAGGCGCCCAGCCGUUCUUCGACUACUCUCACUACUAGCGCUACCGGUAGUGGCACUAGCACCAGCAGUGAUACUGCGGGUCAGACUACGUCUGCUACAUCCUCUACGACAUCCGCCGCGGCUUCAUCUGCGGCUUCAGCUUCAGCCUCAGACAGCUCGGCACUUCGUCUUGCACAUGGUGUUGGCUGGCCUCUUCUCGGGGCGGUUCUCAGCGCUCUCUUCGUCUAG